This is a messenger RNA of Gavia stellata (red-throated loon), 1860 nucleotides long. It is a transcript of the gene RWDD3, whose product is annotated as RWD domain containing 3. The record is from RefSeq and is a predicted model, not a curated record. Gene Ontology annotation, biological process: positive regulation of hypoxia-inducible factor-1alpha signaling pathway; positive regulation of protein sumoylation. Gene Ontology annotation, molecular function: protein binding. NCBI's taxonomy places the organism in Eukaryota, Metazoa, Chordata, Aves, Gaviiformes, Gaviidae. The coding region runs from base 1 to 801 and encodes 266 amino acids. The transcript has 4 exons.
AUGUCGGAGCCGGCGCUGGAGGAGCUCUCGGCUCUCGCCGCCAUCUACUGCGAGCCGGACGCCUGCGAGGUGCUGGCGGUCUCAGAGACGCAUGGAAUCACAUUUAGAAUUCAAAUCAGCGUGAAAGAACUGCUGGAUACAGAUGUACUUUUAAAGCUGUUAUUUCAUUUACCAGUUGGUUAUCCAUCAACUCUACCAGAUAUUUCUGUUAACUCAGACCAGCUUACAAGGGCCCAGUGUAUGGAUGUGAAAGAUAAAUUACUUGAACAAGCAAAGAAGCAUCUUUCUGAACCUAUGGUACAUGAUCUGAUUCUUUGGAUACAGCAGCAUCUUAAAUAUGUCAUUAAGCAAUCAGCAACAGUUUGCAAUGAAAAAACUACUUUGUCAAAAGGAACAAGUACAGAGGAUGGUAUCAGGAUGCUCCUUUUGCAUUUAGAUCACAUGAGAGCAAAGGCAAAAUACGUCAAAACUGUGGAAAAAUGGGCUUCAGAUCUAAGGCUGACUGGAAGACUGAUGUUCAUGGGCAAGAUAAUAUUGAUUCUUCUUCAGGGUGACAGGAGCAACAUUAAGGAGUACUUGACUCUUCACAAAACUUCUAAGGUAGAUGUGGACUCAAGCGGAAAGAAAUGCAAAGAGAAAAUGAUUAGUGUACUGUGUGAGACAAAAGUACAGUCACAGCAUAAAAGGUUUCAGACGUUUGAAGUCAAAGAAUAUUCAACACUGGACGAGCUACAAAAGGAAUUUGAAACUGCGGGACUUGCAACUCUUUUCUCUGAGUUUGUGCCUCCUCUCUUAAAAUAGAAUUAAAAGAAAACACUGGACUCUUUGACCAAAGCAGUAGUUGACUGCAGAUGCUGAUGGAAGAUGAAAGGACUAAUUUGGCAAACAACGUUAACACUUUUCUGCAAAAAACGCCAGAAGUACCCAUCCUCUUGCAAGAAGGAGGAGGCAAUUCAUACAUUAAGAAUUGAUAAUUUUUUGACAUUUAGGUAUUGAUAAUUUUUUCCAAGGAAUGUGGAGUUAAUUGUGAUAAUUGCAUGGCAAGCGUGAGAGACUGGGAAGAAAUCGUGUUAAAAUAAUAGUCUUCUAGUUAGACUCUGUUUUGCAAUCCGUGUUUUUCAAUGUUUUGGUUUUUAUCUCUCAUGCUGGUGGUUUUUCAUAAGGGCCUGCUAGAAAGCAUGAUUAAUUUUGCUUUGAAAGCUUAUAUGAAGAUAUAAAAACCAUAGCAAACACAGAUUUGAAUAUGUGAGGACAGCAUAUACUUAAUAUCCCGUAGGUGUUCAUCUGCUGACUUUUCCUUCUCCAAUUAUUUGACUAUAAAUGCUAGACUGUUGAUUUAAAGAAAAAGUUCAUGUCACUUGAGGCCUGAAAAAACUUAGAAAUGUCUUUUUCUUUUUGAAUGUUAGUUUUUAUUCUAAAAUGUAUAAAACCACCCAAGUGGAGAAUUUAAAUUGAUUAAAAAGCUAAGGUAAAGCCAGUUGUAGUAUUUUCUUUGGUAGUUUACAGAUUCCUUUUUGCACUUUAUCUGGUUUUACUGUCUGUGCAUCUUUAGAUAUCUUGAUUCAAUUAAACUGUCAGAGCAGUCUAUAUACAGACUUCAGUCUUCUGUCUCUCAAAACUUCUCUCAAGUCUUCUGUCACUUUAGAAGCUGGUAAGUUAUAACUCUAAAAUUUCCCUACCUUUAGUAUUUUUUUUUUGAUUGGUCAGUGGCCUUGACCAGCUUGUCAAUUUUUUUAUCACUCGUCUGUGUUUUACUUCAGUGUAACAUUACAAAUUAUAUACAUAAUUUUUACAAAUUAAGUUGUGCAAGUUCUGUUUGCCUAGGGAGAAUUGGAUACUUAUUUCUUAUAAUUAUUAAUG